AGGGGAGCGGCCGAUACAGCAUUUACUCUUGUCAGUAAACAUCUGGUCCAUACCAAAGCUAACUGUUGAGAUGCAACAAGGGCAUGGUAGGCUAAGAAGGUUUAGCUUUGUACACGCGUAUAUAUUGGGAUGUGUAGCCGCCUUGGCCAAAGGUACAAUCAGGAUUCCAGUUUCCAAGCCAAGUUGCAAUGUCUGUCAUCAAGAAAGUUGCCAUCCUCGGCGCCUCGGGCAACUUGGGCCAGGUCAUCGUCCCAGCCCUGCUACAAGCUGAAUUCGAGGUUACAAUCGUCGCACGCCCAGGAGCAAGCCAACAUGUGCACACGGGCAUAACUGUCAAAAAGGCCCUCUAUGGUGACCUACCCGCAAUGACUACUGCGCUCCAGGGUCAGCAUGCUGUUGUCGAAGCAUUCAACCCUGCGGGCGCUGCUCACCAGGAGACAAUCGUCCUGGCUGCGCUAGCAGCGGGCGUAUCUCACUUGAUCACGCCAGAUUUCAGCUCCGAUACGUUUAAUCCCCAUGCGGAUGAGCUCCAGAUCUUUGAGCCUAAGAGACAGGCUCAGCAGAAGCUCGAGGAGCUUGUAUCUGGUUCAAACGGCACGCUUGCAUGGACGGCCGUCAUUGUGGGUGGGUGGUUUGACUGGGGAAUCAAAACCGGUAAAUUCUGGAUUGAUCAAAAGGCUCGUACUAUCACCAGAUUUGGAUCGGGGGAUCAGAAGUACAGCAUGAGCCGUCUUGCGCUCACGGGAGACGCUGUUGUAGCGGUGCUGAACGACCCUGCUCGGUUCCACAAUAAGCCUGCAUAUUUUGCAAGCCAUACUGUAUCGACCAAUCAGCUGGCAGCCAUAAUCAAGGAGUCGUGUGGCGGAGGUUGGAAAGUCAUUGACAUCCCUCUAGAUGGGUUUGUCGACAAGGCCAGGGUACUUUGGGAACAGGACACAGUUAAGGGGGUUAAAGACCGAAUCAAUUCCCCAGCGUACCAGAUGCUUGGGACGGCAGCAUUAUUUGACGAGCAUAACCGCUACGGGGCUAACUUCGGCGAUAAACUAGAGCCUGGAUGGGACGAAGGCGAGGACGCUUUGAGAGACAAUCUCAAACGACUCAUUAACUAG
Fusarium redolens is the source of this 1109-nucleotide messenger RNA. RefSeq lists its product as uncharacterized. Bases 189 to 1109 code for a protein of 306 amino acids. The record is from RefSeq and is a predicted model, not a curated record. NCBI's taxonomy places the organism in Eukaryota, Fungi, Ascomycota, Sordariomycetes, Hypocreales, Nectriaceae. The transcript is spliced from 2 exons.